CUAUUGUGUAUACGACUAGUGUUGCAGAAGCUACUUGCUAGCAGUAGAUGGCGUAAUAGAUAGUGAUUCAUAUUGGUGAUAAUUAUAUUUUAAAAAAUGCCCAAACGUUGGUCGAGCUUCUUGCUGAGGCUUGUCCUGGUAGUAUGCAUAUCGCCAGGUGGUAACGUACGAGGUGAACGGAAACUCCUACCAGUGCCGGCUUCCCGAUUCAGCCUCGAUGCAAGUGGUCAGUCUUGGCCACAUGUGCGGCAUUCUGGUUCUGGAUGCGAACAGUUUGAAAAGUGUGUCCCGGCCGCCAGGUGUACCGUGCAAACUUCCGGUUCAGCUAGCUUGCGCCCAUGUAUUACGGAGUUCAAUACCGACGGGAUAUGCUGUCAACGCAGCGGUUCUCCACCAAGACUGCAAAAGCGUUCGCAAGACUUCGAAACCGUGUCGCACAAUGCCAUUCUUGAAGGUCAUCGCGAAUACGCCGCAACACAAAAGGCAAUCAACAAAAAUCGAAAAUUUAUGACAUCCAAAACUGAAUCGGCAGCACCCUUUCAUCACUUUCUACAAUUUGCCCAUCCGAAUGGCGACACCGAAGACGGAAUCUACGAAAACAUCUUCGCUGCCAAGCACUUUGCCGAGCUAACCAACAUGACCUUGGACGAGCGUCAACGUGAUCAUUUUCAAGCCCGGACCAAGCGUUGCCUUAAACCGGUUCGGUGUGAUCAUCGCUGUCCAUAUCGCUCUUUUGACGGCACGUGCAACAAUCUGCACCCGGAUCGGACCAGCUGGGGUGCGGCCGGACAUCCGUUCGAGAAGUUGCUGCCGCCGGCCUACGAGGACGGUGUAUGGGCCGCAAGGACUCACUCCGUUACGGGACGACCUCUGACGAGUGCGCGUACAAUCUCGGCGUCGUUGCUGCCGGACAUUGACCGGCCCCAUCCUCAGCUGAACCUGCUUACGAUGCAGUUUGGACAGUUUGUCGCCCACGACUUUACGCGGAGUUCCAGCAUAAAGCUAGGUGACAAAGACAUCGAGUGCUGCGCCGAGGGAGGAUCGCACGCUCUUCAGGGUGACCAGCGCCACUUUGCGUGCCUCCCGAUCGAGGUCAGACCGGAUGAUCCGUUCUUUUCAAAGUUUGGCGUUCGCUGCCUGAAUUUUGUCCGACUGGCACUGGCGGGAGAUCCCGAGUGUCGGCUGGGCUACGCCAAGCAGCUCAGCAAGGUUACGCACUUCAUCGACGGAUCUCCGAUAUACGGAUCUAACGAGGAGUUGGCACGGUCGUUGCGCACGUUCCAGAAGGGUCAGCUGCGUAAUUCUUUUCCGUUCGGCAUUGAAGAACUUCCACUGAAUCAGGAUCCGGGAGUGUGUGAACCAUGGGCCCAAGUUUGCUUCGAAGCUGGCGACGAUCGUGUCAACCAGGUCGUCUCGUUGGUGCAGGUUCAGGUGUUGUUCUUGCGGGAGCACAAUCGCGUGGCGGGAAUUCUGAGCCACGUCAAUCCACACUGGAACGAUGAGACUGUUUAUCAGGAGGCACGGAAGAUCGUCAUAGCGGAACUCCAGCGGAUCGUCUACAACGAAUACCUUCCGCUGGUCGUGGGAUGGGAUAAGGCAAAGCAGUACGGUCUACUGGAUGAGCGGGACGGGUUCACCGAGCAGUACAGCUCGGACAUCAAACCUGUUGUGCUGAGCGAAGUUAGUGGAACUGCUUUCCGCUUUGGACACUCCACAGUGCAGGGGCACUUCCGCAUCCAGCACCGUCACGCCCCCACCGAAACGGUCCCUCUCCACCGAACCUUCAACGAUCCGUCCCGGGUGCUGACUCCGACCAGCUUUGACGAUUAUCUGUUUUCGCUCGGUGCCCAACCGCAACAGCAAGUCGAUCCAUCCAUCACCCUGGGCCUCACCGGGUUCCUGUUUGCCGGACAAAACCCAUUCGGAUCGGAUCUAGCGUCGCUCAACAUUCAGCGAGGUCGCGAUCACGCCCUGAGACCGUACAACGAUUAUCGUACCUGGGCAGGCCUGCCCAAGAUUCAAAGCUUUGAAGAACUCGGUCACGCUGGCGCUAAGCUGGCUCAGGUCUACGAGAGCCCGGAUGAUAUCGAUCUCUUCGUGGGAGCGCUUGUGGUUGAGUCCGGGUCCAAAAAUAGCCUGGUUGGAGAAACCUUCGGUCAUCUGAUCUCGGAGCAGUUCGCUCGGCUCAAGUAUGGCGAUCGGUUCUACUACAAAAAUGGACCAAAGGUCAACCCGGGUGCGUUCAAACCACACCAGUUGGAGCAGAUCCAGAGAGUUAGCUUGGCCGGAAUCAUCUGUGCCAAUGUGGAUCGGCGUUUUGAUUUCUACCAAGCUCCGAGGGCCUUUUUUAAGUCGGGGCUGGAUAAUGAACCGAUUUCAUGCGAAAAGUUCCAUGGACUGGACCUCAGGGCAUGGAAAGAUUAGGUGCCAGCUUUAACAAUUGUUCAUUGUUUGUUUUGAAAUGUGUUAUUUUCUUCAUGAAAAUGUUAUAUCUGUUCAAUGAUAUUUUAGUAAGUUAAGUAGCGUCCAAAGUUUGUCAUUGUGUUAAACGUACCAAAUAAAAACACAACUUCAAACCCCCAA
Molecule: messenger RNA, 2583 nt
Organism: Culex quinquefasciatus (southern house mosquito)
Lineage: Eukaryota; Metazoa; Arthropoda; Insecta; Diptera; Culicidae
Product: chorion peroxidase
Exons: 4
Coding region: 97-2424 (775 amino acids)
Biological process (GO): response to oxidative stress
Molecular function (GO): peroxidase activity; heme binding
Source: RefSeq, a predicted model, not a curated record